UUUUGAUAAAGAAAAUAAAUCGAGUGAUAGAAAUAUUAACUGAAUAUAAAUAUUUGACAGAGUGAAAAUAAAAAUUUGUGAAAGACAUAAUGGACAGGGAAAAGGGCCGAAAAUCUGAUCAGAAACAUCCAAACGAACCGGAAGUGACCGCGGUUUCGAGAUCUGGACGAAUUAUAAAGAGGUCUUCCAAGCUGCUUGGUUUUGAAUCUUCGGAUUUGCCAGAAGAAAAAGAAAAAACACCCAAGUCGUCAAAACAAAGUUCGAAAAGACAAUCGGCCAACCACGAGCCACUUGAUCAAUUUAAUGAAGACGAUAACAGUAUGGAAUUUUUAGAAGACCAACAACACACCGAAAGUGGCGAGUGGACCUUAGAUAUGAAGGAUUGUGAUGACACUGAACCCAGCGGCACUUCUGUUUCAGUAGGAGAACACAAUCAAUUUAUGUAUGCUCUCAAAAAUUUAAACAUGAAAGAGCCAGGGUUUGUGGCAUACGCAUUGUGGGCUAAAGAAGUCCGCAAGACUUUGAUGAAUGCUUAUCCAAACUUUAGUACAUCACAAAUUAACCAACAGCUCAGAGACAUGUGGAAAUCUGUACCAACUGAAGAUAAAAGUCGAUGGGUACGCAAAGCCAAGAGAUUAUUAGAACGUGAAGGUUUGGUUGACAAUAGUACAAAUGACACAAAAAUUACAGUAAAAAGACCAAGCGCAGAAAUUAUUGAUACUUCAAUAGAUACUAGCAAAAAAAAUAAACCCAAAUUAGAGCCGUUAAGAUCAACACAGCCUAUUGAUGUGGCAGCUCAUUUGGCUUUGCUAGGCGAAUCGUUGGGCAUAAUUGGUCAAAGACUGAAAGAACAUCAGGGCCAGAUAGCUGUAAAUGGAAGUGUAUCGGUUCUUCUAGAUUCUCUGUUAUGUGCCUUGGGACCUCUACUAUGUCUUACUCAACAAGUGACAGAAAUUAAUGUUAACUCCCAAGAAACAAUGUCGAGACUCAUGGACGAUAUAGCAUAUAUAAUGCCAGGUUUAUAAAGUUAAUUAAACUAAUUAUUGGACUUUCCUGUAUGUACAUAAUUUUUACCAAUUCAUGAUAUGAAAAAACAUAAAUGUUUAGAAUGUAAUAACUAA
Acyrthosiphon pisum (pea aphid) is the source of this 1121-nucleotide messenger RNA. Its product is annotated as HMG box-containing protein 4. The record is from RefSeq and is a predicted model, not a curated record. The transcript is spliced from 10 exons. Bases 90 to 1025 code for a protein of 311 amino acids. Lineage: Eukaryota; Metazoa; Arthropoda; Insecta; Hemiptera; Aphididae.